Messenger RNA from Bipolaris sorokiniana ND90Pr, 633 nucleotides. RefSeq lists its product as uncharacterized. The transcript has a single exon. The annotation marks the transcript as partial. NCBI's taxonomy places the organism in Eukaryota, Fungi, Ascomycota, Dothideomycetes, Pleosporales, Pleosporaceae. The record is from RefSeq and is a predicted model, not a curated record.
ACCUUCGAGUCACAACUCCGCGAUUCUCGUCCUGAAGCUGAAAUUGUCGCGCCUGCCGACGGCAGCGAGGAGGCGACUAUAGCCUCAUCCAACGUGGCCGAUGAGGCUGCUGAGCGCCUUGAUCAGAACUUCGAGGACAACUACGACAGCAUAGACUGGCUGCGCCUACCACGCUUUACGAAGCCACUCACAACAUCGCGGCGUAAGCCUUCUUGGAUUUAUCAACAUGGCUAUCGCGUUGUUCUCCUUACAGACCCAGAACAAGUAUUCUGGGUCUGUCGAUACUGUCACAUCCACAAGUAUAUUGACGCUGGCCGUGGUGGUGUUUUCCCAGCUGCUGCGACAGCUCAAGCUGCGCGCCACCUCUGCGAGCUUCGACCUGGCCAUAGCCAUCAGCUGCCUGGUAAGCCUCGCAGCGUCGUUAAUGAAGGCUCUAUCCGCAGCCUAUUCAAGAGUGGAGUACCAGUGUCUCAAGAAGUCGCCAACGAGCUUGGUCACUUCGAUAUUCAGCGCUUUAGGCUUGCUGCGGUAGGAUGGCUUGUCGAUAACAACCACCCACUCUCUGAGUUUGAGAAGCCAGCGUUUCGAGACAUGAUAGCUAUGGCCAACCCAGAGGCAGAAGCGGCACUUUGG